Molecule: messenger RNA, 882 nt
Organism: Daucus carota subsp. sativus
Lineage: Eukaryota; Viridiplantae; Streptophyta; Magnoliopsida; Apiales; Apiaceae
Exons: 2
Coding region: 1-882 (293 amino acids)
Molecular function (GO): protein binding
Source: RefSeq, a predicted model, not a curated record
AUGGCAAGAUUCAAGUACGCUUUGCCGGAAGAGAUGGUUAAUGAAAUACUUUGUUGGCUUCCCGUGAGGACAUUGCUCCGCUUUAGGUCUGUUUGCAAGUCAUGGCUCUCCAUUAUAUCCCAACCCAAUUUCAUUAAGGCUCACAUGGAUAAGCCUAAUAAGAAUGCUUCACUACUACGGAUAAUUUUUGGGACACUUGAUGAUCAACGGCUUAAAUUUGUCUCUGAAGACUCUGAAUAUUAUCUGCGAAAUAAACCACACGGUUUUGAAAUUGUUGGUUCGUGUAAUGUUUUGCAGCUAUAUUCCGCAAAUACUGAUGCUUGGAAAGAGAUUCAUGUUUGUGAUACGUCCAUAGCUAGAGAGCUGCUUAAGCUACGUUUGAAAUUUGGUCCUGUCAUUGAUGGAUUAUUGUAUAUGGGUAAUAAGACACGGCUUGUUUCAUUUGAUUUGCACUAUGAGGUGUUUACAGUGCUCACAUUCCCUCGUUCUAGGUUAUUAAGGUCUGAUGUUUUGGAAUUUAAUGGCUCUGUUGCUGUAAUCCAAUCAGAUGUGAAUGGCUCGAAAAGUCUGUGGACACUAGAUAAUAUUCAUGGCGAAGUCUCUUGGACUAGAAAGUUCAUUAUGCAUGAUGAGUUACCAUGGAUAAAGUCUUACUUGGGUUGUGGACUUUUUUGGGGCAGAGAAGGACUUGGAGGACAUACUACAGUCUUGUAUGAUUAUACAAAGAAAAGCUAUGAAACUAUACAAGGUAGAACGAGAUCAUUCCUUAAAUACACAGAGACCUUAGCUUCAAUCGACGGGUUCAAACCAAGUGUUUCAAUGAUUUCUAUCUUUCAUCCUCAUUCCUUGAGGGAAAAAGAUCUAAAUCCUGCUGUGAAUUGA